This is a messenger RNA of Nerophis lumbriciformis (worm pipefish), 753 nucleotides long. The record is from RefSeq and is a predicted model, not a curated record. Lineage: Eukaryota; Metazoa; Chordata; Actinopteri; Syngnathiformes; Syngnathidae.
AUGGCCAUCACACUGCUGCUCUUGUUCAUCUUAAACGGAGCCGAUUGCACUCACAUUGUUGGAGGCAGAGACGCUCCACCACACUCGAGACCGUACAUGGCCUCGCUGCAGGUGCAAGGGCAGCACAUUUGUGGAGGGUCCCUGGUCAAGGAAGACUUUGUCCUGACAGCAGCACACUGCAGGAUAGGCCGCCGACUCACUGUAGUGCUGGGGGUAGACUCCCUGACAGGCGAUGAGUCCACCAAGCAGGUGUUUACCGCGAUUAGAGACAUCCCGCAUCCUGCGUAUGAUGGUCAUGAAAACGACAUAAUGCUCCUGAAGCUCAACGGCAGCGCCACAUUGACCGAUGCGGUUCAGCUGAUCGCUCCUAAAAGACGGCGUGUGGGAAGACGGAGCAGCUGCAUCACCGCCGGUUGGGGGGACAUCGGUGAUAACAACACCUUGCCGAACACUCUUCAGGAGGUCAACGUCACUCUACUGUCGCUGCGUGCCUGUCGCCGACGAUGGGGGUCGGUUCCCAUCUUCAGGACCAUGGUGUGCGGAACUGGCUCUCGUGAAUUUCAGGGCUUCUGCUCGGGUGAUUCCGGUGGUCCCUUGAUCUGCGGCAACGAGACGGCAGGGGUGGUGUCGUUCUCUGGCCGCCGCUGUGGAAACCCUAGGACCCCUGAUGUCUAUACGCGUGUCUCGUCCUUCACUGACUGGAUUUCCAGUGUUUUGAACAGCAAUUCCACAAAUGAACGCCAAGAUGUGUAA